AGCAUUAACAAAAUUUAUAUACUUUUUUUGCCAGUUCGUUUAAAUACUACACUUAGAAAAAUCUCUAUUCGAUUCUACAAGUUCGCCGACAUGGCUCUGAAACCAAUAUCAAUCAUCAACCUCUCUCGCGAGAUUUUGACUCUCACUGAAAGAGUCGCCGCUUAUUUUUCUGAAAAGAACCUGCCAGAGCCAAGUUUCGAUGCUUCAUAUCACGGGACUCCCAAUGAUCCCGAGUUCGAAGAGAUUCAGGCUCCCCUUAUUGAAGCUCUUGCGGAUUUAUCACUACUCGUUCAGGGACCAAAGAUUUUCCUUCGGACUUUCGGCCUCGCCUUCCAGGAUCUUGCCGCAUUUCAGAUUGCGCUGGAAUUUAACUUCUUCAAAAAUAUCCCACUGGAAGGAUCAAUAACCUCGAGGGAGCUGGCAAGGGCGGCUGGAAUAGGUGAAGACAUCACGGCCUCCGCUGUACGUCUACUAGCUACUCAAAGAAUAUUUGUGGAGAGUGAGCCUGGUGUGUUCCAGCACACUUCGAUAUCCGCUGUGUUGGGCAGAGAUGACGACAUCCAGGCUGCCAUACAUAUGGAAGUCGAUGACAUGUUCAAGGCCGCUUCAGAUAUUGAUCUUGCACUGAGAAAGGAGCCCAAAAACUAUAGCCACGAGUCAGCGCCUUUUAAUAUCAGACAUGGAGACAUUGCUUAUGACUGGUACUCCAAGAAUCCGCGGAAAGGGGCUCGAUUCGCACAGGCUAUGACUGGGUUUUCGAAGUUAGAUCGUCCCAUCUCCCCUCUUCGCGAUGAAUACCCAUGGGCAUCGCUAGGCAGAGGUAAAGUUGUUGAUGUUGGUGGAGGCAAUGGCUCUAUCUCCAUGAUGCUGGCGAAGGAAUUCCCGGACCUUGAGUUCAUUGUUCAAGACAUAUCAGAGGACAUGAUGCGUCAAGCAUCCCUACGUAAAGAGAUGGAUGGGCUAGAAGGCCGAGUGACUUUCAUGCAACAUGACUUCUUUGAGCCACAGCCUAUACACGAUGCAAGGGCGUUCUUCCUCCGCCACAUCUCUCAUAACUAUGUGGACAGUGAGUGCGUGAAAAUCCUCCGCGCGCUUAUCCCAGCACUCGAGAAACGGCCUGGAACCCCAGUACUCAUAAACGACGUAGUGCUGCCGGAGCUAAAUUCCAAAGAGAGAUACAAAGAGCGAAUCAUGCGGCAGACUGAUAUUGCUAUGUUUGUGGUGCUAGGUGCAAAGCAGCGAAGUGCUUCGCAAUUCCAUGCUCUAGUCAAACAGGCCGACCCACGAUUCGAGAUCAAGAAAAUCCAUGGCAAUCUUAAUAUUGGGCUUGUAGAAGUUGUACUUGGCAAUUAGGGGCCACAAUCACGAGCUUUUGUGCCUCUCACAAUCACCUAUAUAGGAAAAAGCAACUAUUCCGAGGUAUUCCCAAAAGGGAUAGUUUAGCAGAAAAUCUCUAUGAAUAUGCUGUGCAGCUUAAAUCUUUACAUUAUCAUUUUCGGCACGAAAAGUAAUUCUAGG
Messenger RNA from Pseudogymnoascus verrucosus, 1518 nucleotides. RefSeq lists its product as uncharacterized. The transcript is spliced from 4 exons. Gene Ontology annotation, molecular function: O-methyltransferase activity. The record is from RefSeq and is a predicted model, not a curated record. Lineage: Eukaryota; Fungi; Ascomycota; Leotiomycetes; Thelebolales; Thelebolaceae. The coding region runs from base 91 to 1353 and encodes 420 amino acids.